AUGGCGGUGGUCUCCAGGGAGAGAAGCAGUCUGGUGAAAGCGGGCAACGAGAGAUCGCGGCCUCGCUCUCCGCUCGGAUUUCCGGAUCCCCAGCUUCGACUGAGGCAGCGGCUGACAAAGGGCUCGCGCCGGUGCCGCCGCCCUUCUCAUCCGGGCAUUCGGGUCCCUGCGGAGAGGGAGGGGCAAGGGCAGAGGGGGAGGGGGAGGAAUAGGAGGGGGGCGCGCUUGGAGCCGAGGCCCUCUCUAGGGCUCCGGGCCUGCAGCCCAACGGACGGAGGCCGAGGAGGACCUGCAGAGGUGGCGGCGGCCGGGGUCAGGAGGAUGGUGCAGAAAGAGAGCCAGGCGGCGCUGGAGGAGCGGGAGGGCGAGCUCAGCUCCAACCCUGCCGCCUCCGCGGGGGCAUCGUUGGAGCCGCCGGCAGCUCCGGCCCCCGGAGAAGACAACCCAUCCGGGGCCGGGGGAGCAGCGGGGGCCGGGGCGGCAGGAGGGGCUCGGAGGUUCCUAUCACCUGGAUUGGAUAUUACCUUUUCUAACCCCAAGGAAGUAUCUACCUUAAAACGCAAACUGGAUCAGGUUUCUCAGUUUGGGUGCAGGUCAUUUGUUCUUUUUGAUGAUAUUGACCAUAAUAUGUGUGCAGCUGACAAAGAGGUAUUCAGUUCUUUUGCGCAUGCCCAGGUCUCCAUCACAAAUGAAAUUUAUCAGUAUCUAGGAGAGCCAGAAACGUUCCUCUUCUGUCCCACAGAAUAUUGUGGCACUUUCUGUUAUCCAAAUGUGUCUCAGUCUCCUUACUUAAGGACUGUGGGUGAAAAGCUGCUACCUGGAAUUGAGGUGCUUUGGACAGGUCCCAAAGUUGUAUCUAAAGAAAUUCCAGUAGAGUCCAUUGAAGAGGUUUCUAAGAUUAUUAAGAGAGCUCCGGUAAUCUGGGAUAACAUUCAUGCUAAUGAUUAUGACCAGAAGAGACUAUUUCUGGGCCCAUACAAAGGAAGAUCCACAGAACUCAUCCCAUGGUUAAAAGGAGUCCUGGCUAAUCCAAAUUGUGAAUUUGAAGCCAACUAUGUUGCUAUCCAUACCCUUGCCACUUGGUACAAAUCAAACAUGAAUGGAGUGAGAAAAGAUGUCGUAAUGACUGACAGUGAAGACAGUACAGUAUCCAUCCAGAUAAAGUUAGAAAAUGAAGGCAGUGAUGAAGAUAUUGAAACUGAUGUACUCUAUAGUCCACAGAUGGCUCUAAAGUUAGCUUUAACAGAAUGGCUGCAGGAGUUUGGCGUACCUCAUCAGUACAGUGGACCCAAAGGAGCACAGAUGUUAAGGGAGUUCCAGUGGCUUCGAGCGAAUAGCAGUGUUGUUAGCGUCAAUUGCAAAGGGAAAGACUCUGAAAAAAUUGAAGAAUGGCGGUCACGAGCAGCCAAGUUUGAAGAGAUGUGUGGACUAGUGAUGGGAAUGUUCACUCGGCUCUCCAGUUGUGCCAACAGGACAAUCCUUUAUGACAUGUACUCCUAUGUUUGGGAUAUCAAGAGUAUAAUGUCUAUGGUGAAGUCUUUUGUACAGUGGUUAGGGUGUCGUAGUCAUUCUUCAGCACAGUUCUUAAUUGGAGACCAAGAAACCUGGGCCUUUAGAGGUGGUCUAGCAGGAGAGUUCCAGCGUUUGCUGCCAAUUGAUGGGGCAAAUGACCUCUUUUUUCAACCACCCCCACUGACUCCUACCUCCAAAGUUUAUACUAUCAGACCAUAUUUUCCUAAAGAUGAGGCUUCCGUGUACAAGAUUUGCAGAGAAAUGUAUGACGAUGGAGUGGGUUUACCUUUUCAAAGUCAGCCUGACCUUAUUGGAGACAAGUUAGUAGGAGGGUUGCUUUCCCUCAGCCUGGAUUACUGUUUUGUCCUAGAAGAUGAAGAUGGCAUAUGUGGUUAUGCCCUGGGCACUGUAGAUGUGACUCCCUUCAUUAGAAAAUGUAAAAUUUCCUGGAUUCCCUUCAUGCAGGAGAAGUAUACCAAGCCAAAUGGUGACAAAGAACUCUCUGAGGCUGAGAAAAUAAUGUUGAGUUUCCAUGAAGAGCAGGAAGUGUUGCCAGAAACUUUCCUUGCCAACUUCCCUUCUCUGAUAAAGAUGGAUAUUCACAAAAAAGUAACUGACCCAAGCAUAGCCAAAAGCAUGAUGGCUUGUCUCCUUUCUUCACUGAAGGCUAAUGGCUCCCGAGGGGCUUUCUGUGAAGUGAGACCGGAUGAUAAAAGAAUUUUGGAAUUUUACAGCAAGUUAGGCUGUUUUGAAAUUGCAAAAAUGGAAGGAUUUCCAAAGGAUGUGGUUAUACUUGGUCGGAGCCUGUGACAUUUGUUGGCACUAUGAACUGUCGGAAAGUCUCUUAACUUCACCUGGUGUGUGGUGGUUGGGGUCUUCAUACAGUUCAGCCUCUGGAGCGGCAACAAAUCAGCUGAUGGGGAUUGGAAACAAAGAAGACUA
Messenger RNA from Vicugna pacos (alpaca), 2454 nucleotides. The record is from RefSeq and is a predicted model, not a curated record. Lineage: Eukaryota; Metazoa; Chordata; Mammalia; Artiodactyla; Camelidae.